AUGCUCGCAGCACAAGCGGCUAUUCCCACCGAAGCGCAACCAUCACCGCCCGAUGAGAACAAGAUUGUUCGCCUGCAUAUCACACCCUUCCGACCCGACUUGCUGAAGGUCUAUAUUGCGCCGUCUGUCCAGCCACUUGCCCAGAACAUUUCGUUUCACACUGUUGAGACCUUCCCCGAAAAGGGCUUUGGCUACGUUGAGCUACCCGAGGUCGAGGCGCAGAAGCUGAAGAAGAAGCUGAACGGAACCACGCUCCGAGGGACAAAGGUGCGCAUAGAAAUGGCCAAAUCCGAGAAGCGCAAGGCUCGCGAGGAGGCGGACGCAGCGAAGGAAGCUGUUGAGGCAGAGAGGCCUGUGAAGCGCGCGAAGAAGGACAAGAAGCGAAAAGAAGAGAAUGGCGUGCUGGAAGGUAUUGAACUGCCUGAUGGCCGAAAGGUCAAGCGUGGAUGGACUGAGCCACCGUCGAAGAGUGGAAAAGGGAGGAAGGAGAAAAAAGAGAAAAAGGACAAGGAUGGCAAGCAUGAACAGAGAAAGUCCAAGUAUACGAAAGAGCCGGAGCUGCUCUUCAAGGCCAAGCUAACCCCUGUGGCUGCUGCAGAAGUCGCACGCAAGGACAAGAAGGAAAAGAAGAAGGAGAAGAAGGAGAAGAACAAGUCCAAGGCACGAGAGGUGGUUGUGCACGAAUUUGAAAAGAACUACAAGACUCCAACGUUUCUCAAAGAGACUAAAGUCUCCACGGAGAAGAAGCCGGCCGUCGAGUACGUCAAUGGACAGGGUUGGGUAGACGAGGAUGGUGUUGUGGUAGAACCAGAGACGGGAAAGGCAAAAGCCAAGCGAACGCUGGAGCUCGUAGAUGCACUGUCGGCGUCUGCAAAAGCAUGGAUUGAUGGUUCAGGGAAACCUGCAUCAUCAUCCCCAAACAAGGAGAAGACUAAGAAGGAAAAGAAGGCUACACCUCCGCCCUCAUCAUCCGAGUCUGAGACGGACGAAUCAUCCGUCGUCUCUUCUUCAGAAUCAGAGUCAGCGGAAGAAUCCGACUCUGAAGCCGAGUCUGAGGAUGGAGAGGAUGAAGAAGAAAAAUCUGAACCUGCCCCUACUUCCCUCGCACAACAGACCGCAAAGGCGCCCUCGCCACCCGCAGCGGCACAGGAAACGCAAGAAACCAAGCAAGUCCACCCCCUAGAAGCCCUCUUCAAGCGCGCAAAACCCACCUCGGACGCAACGACCACACCCACCAAGAAACUCCAACCCAUCAACACAUCCUUCAGCUUCUUCGACACCGCGCCCACCGACCCCAUGGACAUGGACCACGACGCCUCCACCAUUACCACCACCGAUGCCCCGGCCCCAACAACCCCCCACACCCAACGCGACAUCGAGUGGCGCGGUCUCCGCUCCGCAGCCCCAACCCCAGACACCGCAGCCAUCGGCCGCCGCUUCUCCUUUGACUGGCGCAAGAACAGUGCCGAAGCAGACGACGAGUCGGACGCAGAAGCCGAUCCAGAUGCGCAGCAGCAAUUGACGCUGAACACGCAGGCGAAUGCGAAUGCGAAUGCAACUGCGAAGGCUGCCAAGUCGCGGCUAGCCGAAGUCGCGGAGGAGCAAGAAGAAGAAGAAGACGAAGAAGAAGGGGACGAUGACGACGACGACGAUGAUGAUGCCGAUGACGAGGGGAAAGAAGACGCCAAUCCUGCUUCAGGCGGGAAACAGCUCAAAGCCAAAGCAACCAAGGAAGACAAGCCCGAAAGCGAGUUUCGCAAAUGGUUCUGGGAGAAUCGGGGCGAGCUGAAUCGGGCGUGGAAGAAGAGAAGGCGGGAUGCGUUGAAGGCCAAGAGGCAUAGUGAGAAUAAGAAGAUGGGCGGUGGGGGAAGGAGGCUAUGA
Messenger RNA from Plenodomus lingam JN3, 1881 nucleotides. RefSeq lists its product as uncharacterized. The record is from RefSeq and is a predicted model, not a curated record. NCBI's taxonomy places the organism in Eukaryota, Fungi, Ascomycota, Dothideomycetes, Pleosporales, Leptosphaeriaceae. Gene Ontology annotation, molecular function: nucleic acid binding.